Messenger RNA from Paramecium tetraurelia, 744 nucleotides. RefSeq lists its product as uncharacterized. The transcript has 2 exons. NCBI's taxonomy places the organism in Eukaryota, Ciliophora, Oligohymenophorea, Peniculida, Parameciidae. The record is from RefSeq and is a predicted model, not a curated record.
AUGAAAUUAUUCUUCAAGUUUAAUUCUUAAGUUUUUGAAGAUAGAUUCUUAUUGAUUAUAUUGUCUUUAAAUUCAUUUGAUGCAUUUUUACUAGUGAUCAAAAAAUAUCUAUAAGAAUUCAUCAAAAUUCAUGUAUAUUUAUAUCAAAAAUAACAAUAGACAAAAUCUUUUUUCUCAAUGUUAGAUGAGGAUUGUGUAUAUUUGUCAUAAAAUGAAAUUUCAUCUUAGAAUCACAAUGAAAUUUCAAAAAACUCCUACUAGAAAUUAAAAGAUUUGGUGCCACCUUAGGGGAAGGUGCAAAAAUUGAAGAGGAAUUAUAAAUCAAAGCUUUGGAACGAGACGAACACUGAAUUGUUAUAUAGGUUAAAUGCUAUUUUCUCUGGAAGCAUUGACAUGAUAUAUAAUUAUUUCAAAAAUCAUGUCGACAUUAAUAUUACAUUGAAAAAGAUAAAAUAAAAAUACAAGUAAGAAUAGAGAAAUAACCCUGACAAAUUGUUCGAUAAACGCAAGAAACCAAAAUUAACAGAAAAACAUUAAAGAAAAUUAGAAUAAGUGGCGAAAAUGCAAACCUUAAAUUUAGUUCCAAGAUGGAGCCAAGUAUCCGAGAUUGAUAAAGAUUAAAUCUAAGGAGAAAAUCAAUAGGACACUGAAAUUUAAUAAAACAUAUUUAAUGAGAUAAACCAAUUAAUGAAAACAAAUAGAUUAAGAUAAGUUUAAUAAAGAAGUCAAUAAUAAUCAAAUUGA